Molecule: messenger RNA, 1557 nt
Organism: Schizophyllum commune H4-8
Lineage: Eukaryota; Fungi; Basidiomycota; Agaricomycetes; Agaricales; Schizophyllaceae
Product: enolase C-terminal domain-like protein
Exons: 5
Coding region: 306-1481 (391 amino acids)
Biological process (GO): D-galactonate catabolic process; amino acid catabolic process
Molecular function (GO): galactonate dehydratase activity
Source: RefSeq, a predicted model, not a curated record
GUGUUAGGCCCGAAAUGCCGCCCAGGACAUAUCGUUUUCCAGGAAAUCCAUCCGGGGCGCUUUCUGCAGGUCACACGCCCACCAGCCCCCACUUCUCUUCCCUCCCGGCACUUGCCCGGCACCAUUCUUGCUCUCUCCGUCCCGCCGACCUUCCGCAUAAUCAGAUCUCCAACGAUGAGGCCGGUCCGACCGCCCGCCUCUCGAGCCCCCGCCGACGUAGCGCGGGGUGUACUUAAAGAGUGAACGCACAGGCGUCUUCCCCAUCGUACUCCCCCCUCCCCCAUUCUUCCCCCACAUUGCCCCGCAUGGUCAACACGAUUACCAAGAUUGAGGUCUUCCGCCUCCCGCCACGCUGGGUAUUCAUCCGCGUCGAUACCUCCAGUGGUGUCGUCGGCUGGGGUGAGGGCACACUUGAAGGUCACGAUGAAGCUGUCGAGGGCGCAUACGCCGACCUUGCCAGUCGCUUCGUCGGCUGGGAUGCCGACAAGAUCGAAGACAUCUGGCAACAUGCUUACCGUGGUCGCUUCUACCGAGGAGGACCCGUUCUCAUGAGCGCACUCGCCGGCCUCGACAUCGCCCUCUGGGACAUCAAGGGCAAGACACUCGGCGUCUCCGUCGCCUCCCUCCUCGGCGGCGCGAUCCGCGACCGCAUCCGCGUCUACGGCUGGGUCGGCGGCGACAAGCCCUCCGACGUGCUCGAGGCGGCGAAGGUCCGCAAAGCCGAGGGCUUCGACGCGAUCAAGAUGAACGGCACGGGCAGCGUCCCCUGGCUCACGCCGCCCGCGCUGCUGCAGGAGACGGUGGAGAACCUGAAGGCGGUGCGCUCGCUCGGGCUCGACGCCGGCGUCGACUUCCACGGGCGCGUGCACAAGGGGACGGCGAAGCAGCUCGCGAAGGCGCUCGAGCCGUACGGGCCGCUGUUCAUCGAGGAGCCGCUGCUGCCGACGCAGCCGCUGGAGAUCGCGGAUCUGGCGAAGCAGACGACGAUCCCGAUCGCGCUCGGGGAGCGCCUGUACUCGCGCCAGGACUACCGUCCGUACUUCGAGGCGCGCUGUGUCGAUGUUGCCCAGCCAGAUAUUGCCCACUGCGGUGGCAUCUCUGAGCUGCGCCGAAUCGCCGCCUACGCAGAGACCUACGACGUCUCCGUCGCACCCCACUGUCCUCUCGGCCCCCUCGCCUUCGCCGCCAGCUUACAAGUCGACGCCGUCACCGUGAACUUCGCCAUCCAAGAAAUGUCCUGGAAGAUGCACUACAACUCGCAGAACAUGUCCGAGGCGGACCUCAUGACCUACAUGCUCAACCCUGAGGUCUUCCAGGUCAAGGACGGGCGCGUGGACGUGCUGCAGGGCCCGGGCCUUGGCAUCGAGAUCAACGAGCCGUUGGUGCGCGAGACGGCGAAGAAGUACGGGGAGAUGAAGGAGUACAAGCCGUGGAGGAACCCGACGUGGCGCGGGGAGGACGGGGAGCUGCGCGAGUGGUAGACUGGUGGGACUUUGGAAGCUAAUGCGCUGUGUAUGAAUUAGAUGAAUUUGCUGCCUCGGCAUCAUUCUCUCCCAA